UUUAGCCAGGCUGGCAGUUUCACAAUUCAUAGCAGGAUCCACUCUGGAGAGAAGCCCUACAGCUGUGACCUAUGUGGUAAAAGCUUUAGACAGACUGGGGAUUUGACAGCUCACCGCAGAAUCCACACAGAAGAAAAGCCAUACAGCUGUGACCUCUGUGGUAAAACCUUUAGCCAUGCUAGCAGUUACACAACUCACCGCAGAAUCCACACAGGGGAGAAGCCCUACAGCUGUGACCUCUGUGGUAAAACCUUUAGCCGUGCUAGCAGGUACACAGCUCACCGCAGAAUCCACACAGGAGAGAAGCCCUACAGCUGUGACCCCUGUGGUAAAACCUUUAAAAAAGAAGGUAACCUCAAGAAGCACAUGAGGAUCCACACUGGAGAGAAGCCCUACAGCUGUGACCUCUGUGGUAAAACCUUUGGCCAGGCUGACCAUUUCAGAGCUCAUAGCAGGAUCCACACUGGAGAGAAGCCCUACAGCUGUGACCUCUGUGGUAAAAGCUUUAGACAGACUGGGGAUUUGACAGCUCACCGCAGAAUCCACACAGGAGAGAAGCCAUACAGCUGUGACCUCUGUGGUAAAACCUUUGGCAAGAAAAGCAAUUUCACAGCUCACUGCAGGAUCCACACAGGAGAGAAGCCCUACAGCUGUGACCUCUGUGGUAAAACCUUUAGCCAGGCUGGCAGUUUCACAAUUCAUAGCAGGAUCCACACUGGAGAGAAGCCAUACAGCUGUGACCUCUGUGGUAAAACCUUUAGCCAGGCUAGCAGUUACACAGCUCACCGCAGAAUCCACACAGGAGAGAAGCCAUACAGCUGUGACCUCUGUGGUAAAACCUUUAGCCGUGCUAGCAGUUACACAGCUCACCGCAGAAUCCACACAGGAGAGAAGCCCUACAGCUGUGACCUCUGUGGUAAAACCUUUAGCCAGGCUGGCAGUUUCACAAUUCAUAGCAGGAUCCACACUGGAGAGAAGCCCUACAGCUGUGACCUCUGUGGUAAAACUUUUAGACAUGCUGGCAGUUUCACAAUUCAUAGCAGGAUCCACUCUGGAGAGAAGCCCUACAGCUGUGACCUCUGUGGUAAAACCUUUGGCCAGGCUGACAAUUUCAGAGCUCAUAGCAGGAUCCACACUGGAGAGAAUCCCUACAGCUGUGACCUCUGUGGUAAAACCUUUAGCCAGGCUGGGAAUUUGACAGCUCACCGCAGAAUCCACACAGGAGAGAAGCCAUACAGCUGUGACCUCUGUGGUGAAACCUUUGGCAAGAAAAGCAAUUUCACAGCUCACUGCAGGAUCCACACAGGAGAGAAGCCCUACAGCUGUGACCUCUGUGGUAAAGCCUUUAGCCAGGCUGGCAGUUUUACAAUUCAUAGCAGGAUCCACACUGGAGAGAAGCCCUACAGCUGUGACCUCUGUGGUAAAAGCUUUAGACAGACUGGGGAUUUGACAGCUCACCGCAGAAUCCACACAGGAGAGAAGCCCUACAGCUGUGACCUCUGUGGUAAAACCUUUGGCAAUAAAAGCAAUUUCACAGCUCACUGCAGGAUCCACACAGGAGAGAAGCCCUACAGCUGUGACCUCUGUGGUAAAACCUUUGGCAAUAAAAGCAAUUUCACAGCUCACUGCAGGAUCCACACUGGAGAGAAGCCCUACAGCUGUGACCUCUGUGGUAAAACCUUUAGCCGUGCUAGCAGUUACACAGCUCACCGCAGAAUCCACACAGGAGAGAAGCCAUACAGCUGUGACCUCUGUGGUAAAACCUUUAGCCGUGCUAGCAGUUACACAGCCCACCGCAGAAUCCACACAGGAGAGAAGCCAUACAGCUGUGACCUCUGUGGUAAAACCUUUAGCCGUGCUAGCAGUUACACAGCUCACCGCAGAAUCCACACAGGAGAGAAGCCCUACAGCUGUGACCUCUGAGGUAAAACCUUUAGCCAGGCUGGCAGUUUCACAAUUCAUAGCAGGAUCCACACUGGAGAGAAGCCCUACAGCUGUGACCAAUGUGGGAAGAGCUUUUCCUCAUCCAGUAACCUCAAGAAGCACAUGAGGAUCCACACUGGAGAGAAGCCCUACAGCUGUGACCUCUGUGGUAAAACCUUUGGCCAGGCUGACCAUUUCAGAGCUCAUAGCAGGAUCCACACUGGAGAGAAGCCCUACAGCUGUGACCUCUGUGGUAAAAGCUUUAGACAGACUGGUGAUUUGACAGCUCACCGCAGAAUCCACACAGGAGAGAAGCCAUACAGCUGUGACCUCUGUGGUAAAACCUUUGGCAAGAAAAGCAAUUUCACAGCUCACUGCAGGAUCCACACAGGAGAGAAGCCCUACAGCUGUGACCUCUGUGGUAAAACCUUUAGCCAGGCUGGCAGUUUCACAAUUCAUAGCAGGAUCCACACUGGAGAGAAGCCAUACUGCUGUGACCUCUGUGGUAAAACCUUUAGCCAGGCUAGCAGUUACACAGCUCACCGCAGAAUCCACACAGGAGAGAAGCCAUACAGCUGUGACCUCUGUGGUAAAACCUUUAGCCGUGCUAGCAGUUACACAGCUCACCGCAGAAUCCACACAGGAGAGAAGCCCUACAGCUGUGACCUCUGUGGUAAAACCUUUAGCCAGGCUGGCAGUUUCACAAUUCAUAGCAGGAUCCACACUGGAGAGAAGCCCUACAGCUGUGACCAAUGUGGGAAGAGCUUUUCCUCAUCCAGUAACCUCAAGAAGCACAUGAGGAUCCACACUGGAGAGAAGCCCUACAGCUGUGACCUCUGUGGUAAAACCUUUGGCCAGGCUGACCAUUUCAGAGCUCAUAGCAGGAUCCACACUGGAGAGAAGCCCUACAGCUGUGACCUCUGUGGUAAAAGCUUUAGACAGACUGGUGAUUUGACAGCUCACCGCAGAAUCCACACAGGAGAGAAGCCAUACAGCUGUGACCUCUGUGGUAAAACCUUUGGCAAGAAAAGCAAUUUCACAGCUCACUGCAGGAUCCACACAGGAGAGAAGCCCUACAGCUGUGACCUCUGUGGUAAAACCUUUAGCCAGGCUAGCAGUUACACAGCUCACCGCAGAAUCCACACAGGAGAGAAGCCAUACAGCUGUGACCUCUGUGGUAAAACCUUUAGCCGUGCUAGCAGUUACACAGCUCACCGCAGAAUCCACACAGGAGAGAAGCCCUACAGCUGUGACCUCUGUGGUAAAACCUUUAGCCAGGCUGGCAGUUUCACAAUUCAUAGCAGGAUCCACACUGGAGAGAAGCCCUACAGCUGUGACCUCUGUGGUAAAACUUUUAGACAUGCUAACAGUUUCAGAGCUCAUAGUAGGAUCCACACUGCUAUUUAUGUCCAACAAAUGACAUAUUGA
This is a messenger RNA of Hypomesus transpacificus, 3351 nucleotides long. Its product is annotated as zinc finger protein 208-like. The transcript is spliced from 7 exons. The annotation marks the transcript as partial. The record is from RefSeq and is a predicted model, not a curated record. NCBI's taxonomy places the organism in Eukaryota, Metazoa, Chordata, Actinopteri, Osmeriformes, Osmeridae.